Messenger RNA from Phoenix dactylifera (date palm), 2621 nucleotides. RefSeq lists its product as uncharacterized. Gene Ontology annotation, biological process: response to endoplasmic reticulum stress. Gene Ontology annotation, molecular function: protein binding. The record is from RefSeq and is a predicted model, not a curated record. Lineage: Eukaryota; Viridiplantae; Streptophyta; Magnoliopsida; Arecales; Arecaceae.
CCUUUCACGGAAAAGGAAAUGAGAAGGUCGGCUGAUUUUAAAAGGCACCGUCACUUCCACUCUCUCCGCCGCCUUCCUUCUCUGAGCGCGCGCUCUCCUCCCCCUCCAAAAGCCCGGGUUGAUCGUCCCUCUUCUUUGCUGCUCUCUCCAUUUUCUGUUCUCUUUUCUUCAUCCUUGGACUCACCCAUUUACGUUCGCAGUUAGAAACGGAGUUAGAAACCGCUGAUCCUUCUUUUCACAGAAAUAAUGGACCAAAGGAAGAUUGCACAUGCAGUAAGUGUGCCUUCCAACAGCUCUGUCUCUGCUAGAAACUUGCGCAAGAACGAUUUGGGGGGAGUCAUCUUUGGGUGCAAACACAGCACAAUAGCAGAGUGCCUCUCAAAGCAAUUAUUUGGCUUACCAUUCUCGCACUUCAGCUAUGUAAGAAAUAUUGAGGAAGGUCUUCCUCUAUUUCUGUUUAAUUAUAGUGAUCGGAAGCUGCAUGGCAUCUAUGAGGCUGCAAGUCGUGGGCAGUUGAAUGCCAACUCAUAUGCUUGGACUGAUGGUGGUGCCGAAAGGACACCCUUUCCUGCACAGGUUGCAAUCCACAUCAAAAUGCGCUACCAACCACUCCCUGAGGAUCAGUUCAAAAAAGUCCUUGCAGACAAUUAUUAUACACAUCGACACUUCUGGUUUGAGCUGGAUCAUGCACAAGCAAGAGCGCUGAUUGCAUUGUUCAAGUCUUCAUCUUAUCCUAUCAAUACCCGGCUCACUCCUGAUGUAUCAAACAAGACCAAGUUUUUAAUAUCAUUACCAGCCACCAGAGGGAGCACAACUGCAAAUAUGGAACGCACAUAUGCUAAGGUCUGUGAGUUGAAAAAGGAUUUGGAGUCAUCUGUUGAUAUGGUGAUUGAGAAUAAGUUCACAUCACUUGGUUGGGAUGAUGGAGAUCUUGAACCAGGUAGCUCAAGUAAGACAUCAUCUGGUGCUCCUGAUGAUAUGGAAAAUAAAGUGCCACAGCUAUUCUCUGUUUGGGAGGAAUGGGUAGAGAAAAAUGAGUUGGCAAAGGGCUCAGGUGCUAGCACUUAUUUGGAUGGAGGGAACCAAAUAUUGCAGGAACAACAGUCUGGUAAUGAGAAACUAGCACCUGACAUGGAAAUGGUGUUACUUAAGCUAAAGGAGCUGUCUGCUGAUCACCAGCCUUUAAAUUCAUCUGCCAAUGAAUGCAAUGCAGAUAGUGUGAUCCCAUAUGACCCUGUCCCUAUAGAAGUGCAUGAGAAUAAUGAACAGAUUGCUGAGGAUUGCCCAAUUUUGGAUGAGAAGGAAGAAACUGCAACUGCAACCAACCUUGUCCAAGGAAAUGCAGAGUUGAUGCAGGUUAUCAAAGAGCUGCAAGAAAGGACAACAAAUUUGGAGAAGAAGCAGGUCGAAUCAGAUACACAAAUGCACCAGUUAGGGGAUCUAGUUAAGGACUCGGGAAGAAAACUUCAAAUACUGAAGGACUGUGUAAAGGAGCUAGAAGCUAAGAGUGAUCCUUCUACUGUUGUUGAUGACUCUCUAAACAAAUUUGUUGAACAACGCUUGGGCUCAGAGGAUGUCAUAUAUCUAAUUGGGGGUUUUAAUGGCUUAUCCUGGUUAUCAGCAUUAGAUUCUUUUUCACCCUCACUGGACCUAUUAACACCCCUUAAACCAAUGAAUUCUGCUCGUUCUUAUGCUUCUGCCGUUGCAUUAGAUGGCAGCAUAUAUGUUUUCGGCGGUGGCGAUGGUCAUUUGUGGUAUAACACAGUUGAAUGCUACAACCCAAGGCUCGAUGGGUGGAGCUUAUGCCCCAAUUUGACUCAUGAGAAAGGAAGUCUAGGUGGAGCUACUUUAAAUGCCAAAAUAUAUGCUAUGGGUGGGGGAGAUGGAACUGAGAUUUUUUGUGAUGUUGAGAUGUUUGAUCCAGCUCUUGGAAAGUGGAUCAAUGACCAAUCAAUGCUUCAAAAGCGGUUUGCUCCUGCUGCAGCAGAACUUAAUGGUGUGCUUUAUACUGUUGGCGGAUUUGAUGGAAAAGAUUACUUGAAGUCAGCUGAAAGAUUUGACCCCCGUGAAGCCUUUUGGACAAACAUUGCUAGCAUGAGCACAAGGAGAGGCUUCCACUCAGCGGCAGUGUUCAAUGAGAAGCUAUAUGCAAUUGGGGGAUUUGAUGGCGAAGAGAUGGUCUCUAGCGUAGAAACAUAUGAUCCUCGUAUGCCCUCCUGGGUGAUGGCUGAGCCGAUGAGUUUCAGUAGAGGGCAUGCUGCUGCAGCUGUCCUCAGCGGUUCGUUGUUUGUGAUUGGUGGGAUUAAAGACGAAGAUAAUAUCUUGGACACUAUUGAAUGUUACAAAGAGCAAGGUGGCUGGAGUAAUUCUGGUCUGGGGGCUAUUGGAAGGAGGUGCUACUGCUCAGCCAUUGUUCUUUGAAUGUGGUCAUUAAUGUUGCUGCUGUUUUUUACUGUGUUCAUGACCUCGCUUGACUUAGAUAUCAGGAAAUGUUUUUGAAGUGGUCACUCAGCAUAUGCGCUGGAAAGCCUGGCACUUCUAACUAUUUGUUUUGCAUGACGCUUGACUUAGAUAUCAGGAAAUGUUUUUGAAGUGGUCACUCAGCAUAUGCACCGGAAAGC